AAAAAUAGCAGGGGGGGCAAGCACACACAAGCACAAGCUGUGGGCCGCCUAUUAACGGCAUCGACAAAGUGGUUCUAAAUGUGUCGGAACAACCAGGAAGGCAACAAUGAACAUUUAGUAAAUUGUAUUUGUAUACUGUCCAACCGCAAACAAUUUUAAGGCAAGCAAUUCCAAAAUGUCUCUGUGGGAUGGAUAUGAUUAUUCUUCAUGUAUCUUCAUCUAUUUUCAUGACUCUGGCAGAACUCAACAAUGGAGAAUCAGAUGAAGGGCCCAGCCUAGAUAAGCAGAGAGCAUCCUCACCUACACCCAGCGGUGUCUCCCUGAAGAGUGACCACUCCAUUAAUCAUCCACCAGACCUCAACAAAGGACAUUCAGCGGCAGGGCCCAGCCUAUAUAAAAAGAGAGCAUCCUCACCUACACCCAGCUGUGUCUCCAUGAAGAGUGACCACUCCAUUAAUCAUCCACCAGACCUCAACAAAGGAGAUUCAGCGGAAGGGCCCAGCCUAGAUAAGCAGAGAGCAUCCUCACCUACACCCAGCGGUGUCUCCCUGAAGAGUGACCACUCAAUUAAUCAUCCACCAGACCUCAACAAAGGACAUUCAGCGGCAGGGCCCAGCCUAUAUAAAAAGAGAGCAUCCUCACCUACACCCAGCGGUGUCUCCCUGAAGAGUGACCACUCCAUUAAUCAUCCACCAGACCUCAACAAAGGAGGUUCAGCGGAAGGGCCCAGCCUAGAUAAGCAGAGAGCAUCCUCACCUACACCCAGCGGUGUCUCCCUGAAGAGUGACCACUCAAUUAAUCAUCCACCAGACCUCAACAAAGGACAUUCAGCGGCAGGGCCCAGCCUAGAUAAGCAGAGAGCAUCCUCACCUACACCCAGCGGUGUCUCCCUGAAGAGUGACCACUCCAUUAAUCAUCCACCAGACCUCAACAAAGGACAUUCAGCGGAAGGGCCCAGCCGAGUUGAGCAUCCCAGCAAUGCCUCUGUGACGAGUGAAUUUAACAAUGGAGAAUCGGAGGAAAGCAAGCAAGAAAAAAAAACGGAAGCUGCCAAGAAAACAGCCAAGUACAAGCUCACAGAAAACCUUAAGAAGAGAAUCAUCGAUCAGUACAUGAAACACCUGGAGCAUGAGGAAAUUGAAACAGACCUGUUCAUCACAGGAGAGCAUAAAGACAAAAAGGGAGGUGGAGAGAUCCAAACUGGAGCAGACCACACAAGAACACAAAUUAAAAAUAAUGAAAUAUUUAAAUUCAAAUCCAAAGGCUCUUUAAAAAGAGUGCUAACAAAGGGGAUAGGCGGUAUUGGUAAAACCUUUCAGUCACAGACAUUCAUGUUGGCCUGGGGAAGGGGAAAUAUUAACAAAAAAAUUGAUAUGUUAUUUGCAAUCAAUUUAAGGGAUCUAAACAAUAUGACAAUCAUUGAAAGUCUGGAGGAACUACUCGAUAAUUUAUUGGGAAAAGACAUUGAACAUAGAACAUCAGAUUAUAAAGACUACAAAAUAGCAUUUGUGCUUGAUGGUUUGGAUAAGUGUCAACUUCCUCUUGACUUUGAUCCCAAGAAUGACUUGACUAACACCAGAGAGCCAGCUUCUGUGGACAGGCUACUGACAAACCUCAUCAAGGGAAAUUUGCUGCCUUCUUCUUGGCUGUGGAUUCUAACCCAAGACUCAGCUGCUGAUAAGAUUCCCCCUGAGUUCAUUGACCGAGUGACUGAGUGUCAAGACUCUGUGAAGCGACGACAGAAGCUUACCAAGAGCAUGAAGAAACGGUUCACUAAUGACUUUCAAAAUAACAAAGAUUUGAUUCAUCCCAACCAAAGUAACACUGAGCACAUUGAAAAGGAGAGCAGUGAUGCUUUGGGGAAUUUCAAGGCAAUAUCUGUUGCUGUAGCUGAUAUUUUCAAAGCAAAAAAAGAUGAAAGAAUCAAAACGGUUCUAACAAUUGAAGAUGCUUGCAUUGGAAAAACCAUUCAUGCACAGAAAUUCACAAGAGAGUGGGCAGGAGCUGUCACCUCAUGCACCAACCGAUUUUUUAAUUUUUUAUGGAGAAUGGAACAGGACACAGAAAUGGUAUUCCAUCUAACUUCUCACCAACUAUCUAAAUUCAAAGAAGAAAAGAAAAGCUUGAUAGAACUCCUCAACGACGUCUUCACAGAAACUCAACAGUUUGUAAUAUCUGACUUUGAGAAGUAUAAACUCAUAAUUGUCCUGGACGGUUUGGAUGGGCUUCCACUGGACUUUGGCGACAGUGUUAAAACUCUGAGCGAUCCGAGAGAGGCAGCCCCUGUUAGUUGGCUGCUUUCAAAUCUCAUCAGGGGGAAUCUGCUUCCGUCUGCCCUUCUCUGGAUACUCUCCAGGCCUCUGGAAGCUGAGCAAAUCCCCUCUGAAUUCAUCCACAGACAGACAGAAAUACGAGAAAAGCCGGAUUUUGCAAGCCAGAGGAAACUUAAAGCUCAUUUGAUCAAGCAGUUUGAACGAGUCUCCGAAGGGAUCGCCCAACAAGGAAAGUCAGCUCUUCUGAAUGAGAUCUACACAGAGCUAUACAUCAUAAAGGGCGAGAGUGACGAUGUCAUUGGUCAGAACGAAAGCAGGCGGGUUCAAGCAGCAUCAUUUGAAAGUGGUAGACAGGAAACGGCAAUCAAACAUCAUGACAUCUUCAAAUCAGGACAAAAUGGAGGAAUAAGAAGUGUUCUGACAAAUGGAAUUGCAGGGAGUGGAAAGACAAUUACUUUACAGAAGUACAUGUUGGACUGGGCGGAAGGCGCAGUCAAUCAGGGCAUAUAUUUUAUUUUUACAUUUCCCUUCCGGGAGCUGAAUUUGAUGAAUACUGAAGAGCACAGCUUUGAAGGAAUUAUAAAUAGCUUCUUUCCAGAAAUGAAGACAUCAGAAAUCACAGAUUAUCACAAUUACAAAAUCCUUAUUGUUCUGGAUGGCUUUGAUGAGUGUCGGCUGGAUCUUAAUUUCAGUGAAAGUAUGGACUUGUCGGACAUGAAAAAGCCAGCUCCUUUGAACGUCCUGCUGAAGAAUCUCAUCAGGGGAAACCUGCUUCCCCGAGCACAGCUCUGGAUCACUGCGCGGCCCGCAUCCUCCAGAAACAUUCCUCCGGAGUGCAUCGACCUGGUUACCGAAGUCCGUGGAUUCAAUGACCACCAAAGGGAGCAAUACUUCAGAAAAAGAUACGAUCCAGAGCUGGCCGAGAGAAUCUUCUCCCACAUCAAAACCUCAAGGGCACUUUACAUCAUGUGCUACAUUCCAGUCUUCUGUUGGAUUACCUCCACUGUGCUGGAAGACUUGAUGCAUAGCGAGGAGAACGUGCAGCACAUGCCCAAGACUUUGACCGACAUGUACAUAUGCUUCCUCUUGUUACAGUGCAAAGUGAGAAUUGCAAAAUUCCAGGGUGGUGAUGAGAAAAGGGAGGAAGUCAAUGGUACAGAGUCAUACUGGACCAAGAAAAACAAAGAAACUGUGUUGUCCCUGGGGAAGCUGGCAUAUGAGGAGCUGAAGAGGGGUAACUUGGUCUUCAUAGAAGAGGACCUAGAGCAACGGGAAAUGGACAUCACAGACUGUGCAGUCUACUCUGGCCUGUUUACACAGAACUCAAUGGAGAGCUUUGAUCUGAUAAAGCAAAAACUGUACAGCUUUGUCCAUCUGAGUAUUCAGGAGUUCCUUGCUGCGGUUUAUGCCUUUGUCACAUUCGUCAACACAGAGAAAAAUGUGCUCACUGAGCCUUCUAUUACAGUCGGAGGCCAAUCCGACUUCUACAUAUGUGCUGUGGACAAAGCUUUGGAAAACGACAAUGGAGAUUGGGACAUGUUCCUUCGCUUCCUCCUUGGUCUUUCCCUGGAGACAAACCAGAAGCCUCUGCGUGAUCUGUUGGUGAACCAGGCAGGAAGAAACCAGCCUGAGACCAACAAGGACACAAUUGAGUACAUCAAGAGAAAGAUUGAUGGAGACAUCAAUGCAGAAAAGCGCAUCAAUCUGUUCCACUGCUUGAACGAGCUCAAUGACCAUUCUCUAGUGAAGGAAAUAAAGGACCACCUUCAGAAACAAAGCCUUACGUUUGAAAAAUUCACACGACCACAGUGGUCCGCCCUGAUGUUUGUCCUAUUGACAUCAGAUGCGAAUCUGGAUGUGUUUGAUCUGAAAAAAUACGUCAAAUCAGAGGAGGUUCUUGAAGGAAUGCUCCCCCUAGUGAAAGUCGCAAAAACAGCUUUGCUGAACAGGUGUGACCUCACUGCCAGGUCCUGCGAAGGCUUGGCAUCCUCUAUCCUGAAGUCCAGCUCUUCUAACCUAACAGUGCUGGACCUCAGCCACAAUGAUAUCAAAGAUGCAGGAGUAGAAAAGCUUGCAGAAAGCCUGAGGAGCAAAUGCUGCAGGCUUGAGGUUCUCAAGUUGUCAUACUGCCAAGUGACAAAAAUUGGCUGUCUGUCACUGGCAUCAGCGCUUGAGCUCAAUCAUUCACAACUGCAGGAGCUGGACCUGAGCUACAACUACCCAGAAAAGUCUGGAGAACAGAGGCUUUCUGCCAUAGCUGCUGAUCCAAAAACAAGUCUGAAGACACUCAGAAUUGACCACGGGGCAGAAUGCAGACUAAAGCCAGCUCCAAAGAAGUAUGGCAUUGAGCUCACGCUUGAUGGGAACACGGCCGGCGAGAGACUGGUCCUCAGUGAGGACGGUAGAACAGCAAGGCGAAAGAAGGCCAAGGACAUAGAGGGUUUCUCCCCGGACCACAAGCGCCCGUCCAUGAGGCCCCAGGUGCUCUGUGUGGAGGAACUGCCUGACCUCUGCUACUGGGAGGUCGAGUGGAGCGGGCACGUGGGUGUGGCUGUGGUUGAUAGUCAAAUCGAUUGGAAGGGGCGGAGUUGUGGGUUUGGAACCAAUAAGAUGUCUUGGAGUCUGGUCGGCAAAGUAAAAGGAAAUAAAGUGACGUACAAGUCUUGGACAAACUCAGUGAGCGGGAAACCCUGUGAAACAACAGGCCCCUUGGGUCCUAGACUCGGAGUGUUUCUGGACAGGGAUAGGGGCAUGCUGACGUUCUAUGAUGUUUCAUCUGAAAAGCAGGAGCAUAUUCACACUUUCAAUGAUCGGUUUGACGGCCGUAAGCUCUUAGCUGGGUUCUGGUUGGGUAAAGGCCAUGUGUCACUCUGUGAGAUAUAAGCGCAUUCAACGUUUUUCUUAAAAUGAGCAGACUCUUAAUCAACUCUUUCAGGCAAAAGCAUAUCAGUCUUAAUCUGAGGGCUGAUGGUAGUUUAAGUUGCACUUGAAACGGCUCAAAACUGCACUGUAUCGGCUAAGGAAAAAAUUCAAGAUGACUUGAAUAAAGAAGACAAGAUGACGGCUAGUCACCACUGUCAACUAGCCGGCUUAUUAGACAUGAAUGUGUCAUGCAUAAAUUCAAACGUAAAAAUGCCUUCUAACUAUGCCCAUUAGGUGAGUGCUGCAUGCAGCGCUCAACUAUUGUUCUUCAUACGUUUUAUUCUUUCUUUCUUUAUUAUUCUCUACAAACUUUGGGACCUAUCUCUUUCCUCACUUCCUCACUCACAAAUUUUCAAAUAUUAAGGAUAGAUAUUAAGAAUAUUCUACUUUUAAAAUAUUAUCUUUUUUUAACAUGGGAAUCAAUGGGAGGAAAGCAGAGCCGUCCUCUGGUACUUCCAACUGUUUAAGACGUAAUUAAAUCAAUUUUCAGCCGUUUAUCUUGAUAACGGAAUUUCAAUGUCAUUUCAACUUUAUUCAGAAUCACAGUUUUAGUUUCAUACCGGCUUUACAUUGUUUACUCCAUUUAGACUUUUGAACUUGAUUUAAGCCAUUUAACGUUUCUUUAUGUCUUAAUCUAUGUGGCUUUAUUCAAAAAUAUUUUCAACCUCACUUUGUACUACAGCCCUCACCGCAUUUUCUGCAGGAAAUGCAUUUUCUAGUUAUUAUUAUGAUUUUGUUGUUUUCGUUAUAUUUUCAUGAAUCUUUGAUACAUACCAUGUGAUCCAUUUAGUGGUACUCCUAAAGUUAAAGGAAGGGAACCACUGAUUUAGAGGACAUUGAGAAAGAGGACCAUUCCUAUGCAUGUUGGUACUGGAAGCAGCCUGAAACAGGCUAUAUUUCUUGUUAUCUAUACAGUUUUAAUGCAAUUGUUUGACUUCUUGUCUGGAAAUGUGAUUAAAUGUGAAAUCAAACACAACGCCUUUGCUCUCAUUGUAUUUGUAUUUCACAUUUGUUUUACAUUUUUAAUCAUUCAAAAGUUCAGUUCAAUCAUCCUCAGUUAAUCCAUCAGUCAAUACAGGAGGUCAAACUCAGUGGAAAGCAGAAACUUUUGACGCAAGGCAUACUGAUGAGCCUUGAAAACACAAAUGUAAUGUUUUAACACAAAUAAUGUUUGUUCGUUAAAAGAAACAUUGAACAUUUAGUUAAACAAAAAUGAUGAAUGUCCGCAGAUAUAGCACAUGCAUGUGCAUCAAUAGACAGAAACAUGCUCAUUUAUGUACAUGACUGUAGAAAACCGAAGUGAACUGCAGGAGCUAAGUAUCCUCUGGACACCACUAAAUCCAGGCCAGCUUCAACAAGCAUCCGUUAAGGGACAUCCCAAACAAUGUGUUCCUAUAGGGCCCACUUAGGAGCACUCAGCUUGCCAGGCUGAUCUUAGUGUACACACGUGAAUUAGAACUAUGCAAUGAUCUAAGUAUUUAUCACCUGUCUUAGCAAUAAGUGUCGCUUUGCUUAUUGUCAAACCGUGCUCGUAGAUUGUGCCUAUCCCGUCAGGAAUGAUCCUUCCCCUUUAGCUAUGGGUGUGUUUCUCUUGAACUUCAUUCCACAUAGCUAGGUCAUUUGCUUUAACGCAUAGGGAUCAAAUGCUGUCCAAGCCAGGACUAAAAGUGCAAAAGUGAUGAAGUAUUUGGCUGCAAACAGGCUCCUAAAUGGACACAUCUGUGUUUUCAGCUAUGUCAUAUCAAGUCCAUUCAUCCUAAGGCACAUCAGGGAUUGAGGUAUUUAACCCAGCAUGUUAGUUACUCCUCAGAGAUUGAAACAUCUCCAUAAUCAUUCGAAAGGUUUCAGACCCCCACAUCUGAAUUCUGAUUCUAUAUGGGUGGGGAUCAUCAAAUCAUCACCUCCAAUCAGAAACCUGAGCCCACAGUCCCAGUGGCUCAUUGGCUGGGGUUCUUUCACCGGAGAACAUUCUAGAAUGUCAUACGCAAUUGGAGUUAUGAGCAGAUGCACCGUGUAGAUUCAGAUCUAGACCACUAACUCAUGAAUGAAUACAUCAAUUAAUCGAUUCGGGUUUUUUUUACUAUGAAACCAAAACAUUGUAAAUGUGCAGUGAACCUUCAUGAGAUCCUUUAGUGAAAGGAUUUCUUCACACUUUUCUCUGAAAGUAUGAAAGUGCCUGGGACUACCUCUCUUUUGCCGGAAUCCCCAAGUAAACAACCAAAGGAUUCAAUAUUGUCCUCCGCUCCCCUUUUCCUUUUCUGCGCUUAUUCCCAUGGGCUCCAGAGUGACAUAAGCUGACCCCCACGAGGAUUUCAAGACAGAGACGUUUUACUAGACAGCUUGUCACAGGUGAUUAGCACUCAUACUUAUUACACACACACACACACACACACACACACACACACACACACACACACACACACACACACACACAUAUAAACACACACACAUAGUGGUCUCUUAAUUUGGAGCUUGGAAUCACUUUAAAGUAAUUGGAAUCACAAAGUUUUUAUAGCACACAACUUGUAUUGUGUGCUAGUAUAAUGAACGAUAACCAUUUGGCCUCCUUCACCACAUACAAUAUCAUAGUAUUGGAGAUCUGGUUAAUAUCGCCAUAACAAACUUUCAUUUUCUGACUGAUCUUUGUCAGAUGUAGAUAUGCUUCAAUUCAACUCGACUCUAUUAUCAAUGCAAAGGCAACAUUUAAAAGGGCGGCUGUAUUAAAGUGUCGAUUGACCCUGGCUGUUUUGGCAUCCAUUUUGGCAAAAUGUUGCUGGGUAUGAGUGUAUUUGGUAGCAGUGUCACGACUGACUCACUUAUCAGUGGAUCAGAAUGAAUGCUGUGCCGCACUGUUUACAGUUUACCCAACCAUUCUGCAGAUUCAGCAUCAAAUCAGUAAAUGUAUUUCCUGAAGACCAUAUAACCACCAUACAAGCACGUAUGCACUUCAAGAUGCACAGACUGUAUGUUUGCAUCUAAAGUAAUCUGCAGCCAUUCAUCAAUGAUCACAAUGCACACGCUGUCACUCUGUCAAGCUUCCAGGGUGUGUGUGUGUGGGGGGGGGGGGGUCGAUGUGUGUGUGUGUGUGUGUGUGUGUGUGUGUGUGUGUGUGUGUGUGUGUGUGUGUGUGAGAAAAAUUGCCCAGUGGAACAAUUUAAACCGUACAUUCCAGAGGGAAGUACCUUUUAUCCAUCAGUUAAGGACUUGGCUGACACACUUACACAAGAACACAAACACACACACACACACACAGAAAUGCAUAUUAAAACACAGACAUAAGAUCAAUGUCUUCAAUGAGCUGGUAGGUACAAAAAUACUUUGUCCUGACACAUACACACACACCCACGCACACACCAACACACACAUCCUUAGACUCAUGACAAUGGUGAUCCAUGAGGAGACAGUGCUAAAGGUGACUUCCAGAUGUCCCUAAUGACCAACCUUUAACCUUUGACCCCACAAGUGUCAAGAAGUAGCUUGCUGUUCCCCUAUGGAGUUCAUGGCUGCAUACCGAUUCCUUGAAUUCUGCACACCUUUUCUGCUCUUUCCCAAUGUUUCUUAAUCUGUUCCAGUCCACCGUUCUAGUAUUGUGUUUUAUAAACUACACUUCCCAUGUUCAAUGUAUGCCUUUUUUGUCAGGCAUACCUGAUGUUAAGAAUUAUUUAGAUUCUUAAUUCGUAUCGGGAGUGCACAUCGUGUUUGCUGGAAUGAUAAAUAAAUUUGCCUAAAGAUUGAUUUAGAUGUUAUAUUUCUGUCUCAUCCAAUUCUAUUUUAAAUAUACUGACUUCUUUUCACUGCUGCA
Molecule: messenger RNA, 8997 nt
Organism: Gadus macrocephalus (Pacific cod)
Lineage: Eukaryota; Metazoa; Chordata; Actinopteri; Gadiformes; Gadidae
Exons: 16
Coding region: 189-5156 (1655 amino acids)
Molecular function (GO): protein binding
Source: RefSeq, a predicted model, not a curated record